Gamsiella multidivaricata is the source of this 1251-nucleotide messenger RNA. RefSeq lists its product as uncharacterized. The transcript has a single exon. Lineage: Eukaryota; Fungi; Mortierellomycota; Mortierellomycetes; Mortierellales; Mortierellaceae. The coding region runs from base 260 to 1027 and encodes 255 amino acids. The record is from RefSeq and is a predicted model, not a curated record.
GCUUUGACCGCAAUAGUGAAGUGCGCCUUGUGAUGUUUCUGUCGAAAAAAAACUCAAUGACUGUUUCCUUCUAGCAUGCCUAUAUGCCGCGUAGCUUGGGAACUAGGAGUUUAUUCUACGCACUCUUUUCUCUUUCAGGAACUGGAUAGAAUGGCGUAAUGGUGUUAUAAAAGUGGCAUUAUGUCUACCUUUAAAUGGUGCGAAUCGUGUAAUCGCACAUAGCAGAACUCAGGGGGUGGGUAAAAUCCAUGGCCAGAGGAUGAACGAAGGGACCCAGGCCAACAACGGGGAAAAAGAAAAUAGCAUAUUGGAUGGAUGUUCUUAUAAAAAGAGGUCGUCAUGCCGCAUUCACCAAGUACCUCCUCACAAACAACCCUUUCCAACCAUACCUCUCUCCAAGGUGAGCGUAGAGCAACAACACGCUUUGCGCUUGUCAAAGUCUUAUCACGGCGCAUCGUUUUCUCACCAUCUUUGCUCGUUUUUUCCCUAUAGAAUGGUUCAAAUGAUUGCUUCAUCCUUCCUCGUGCUGUGCUUGUUCUUCGUUCAGGUGGCCAUCGCCCGGGUGCUUGAGCCUGGAAAAUACUUCAUCCAGGAUAAUCGAGGCAACUACCUUGGAAUUGGCCCCGUUCCACCAAUCUACCCACCUAUCGACGUUCCGGCUCGACUUGUACCAAAUCAUAUCGCAGAAAAGUGGAUUGUCGACCUGGCUGAUAAUGGUGCCUUCACAAUUUCUGCGGGGAGAGGUCGGCACGAUGACUACAAGCUCGUAUCCAGGGAGGACGUGGUUUAUGUGAGUGCGCGAAUGGCACCUGAACCAUGGACCAUGACAUCAGCGGGCGACGGCAAAUUUAUGAUUCAGGCUCCUAACAGGGACCUGGUCUACACUGCCAACGUGGACGAGUUUCCCCAUGUGACCCUUCAGCCCGCUAGUGGCGAGGAUAGUCAGAGGUGGACAUUUGUUCGAAUUGACAGGGACAACUACUGGCGAGGCUAUCGAAACCGCUUUUGUGUGCAGGAGGAGUGGUAAUUUGGUUGACUGAGUUCAUCGCCGCAUAGUUUGGUCUGCUGAUGCUCGUUUGAACCCUACAUUCGGAGCAGGUUUUGUCGUGCACUCUGCGAUGUAGCCUUCUUCGCCCAGUCGUCUCUCCCUCCACUCUCUCUCUAUCCCACACUCACAAACACGUUUGUUUCUACUAAGAUAUCGCCUCUUGAUUAAAUGCGAGUGAAUGCAAAUGUAACUGGUUUUGAAGU